AUGCCUGAUAAGACGCUCGAGUUUAAGACAAAGGCUUGUCAUGGUGGAAAAGUGAAUAAAGAAAGGUUAACAGCUAUGGUUUGUGCAAACAUGAGUGGCACAGAAAAAUUGCCAUUGCUUGUUCUAGGAAAGUCAGAAAAACCUAGAUGCUUCAAAAAUGUUCGCACCCUUCCCACUCAGUAUAAAGCAAAUAAGAAAGCUUGGAUGACUGCAAAAUUCUUUAAGACAUGGGUCAGAGAGGUAGACGAGAAAAUGCACAAGCAAGGGCGUAAAAUAGCCCUAGUUAUUGACAACUGCCCGGCACAUCCCAAAAAGAUAAAAAAUUUGCAUGCUACAGAGCUUGUCUUUCUUCCUCGUAAUUCCACAAGUGUCACUCAACCUAUGGACCAAGGUGUUAUAAAAAACCUUAAAGUGCACUAUAGGAAGCAGGUUGUAGCUAAAAAGAUAAAAGCAGUUGAUAACAACAAGGACUUCAGUAUAUCUGUCCUAGACGCUCUUCGUAUGAUGCGUCAUGCCUGGUCUCAAGUCACCAGCACAACAAUUAAGAAUUGCUAUCGUCAUGCUGGCUUUACAUCUACUCAGACAACAGAUGUUGAGUCUGAAGAUGAUGCUGAUGAUGAUAUUCCUUUGAAUCAGCUCGCUAGCAUUCUUGGCACAAGGGUGUCAAUGGACGAUUACGUCAACAUCGACGAUGAACUUCAGGCAACUGAAGCAAUUUCUGAUAAUGACAUAUUGUCUGAAUUAUUGGAGGCUCGCUCAGUAGAUGAUGAUUCUGACAAUGACGAUACGAUCGAAUCCACGAUCCAACUCCAGCACAGAUUUCUACUAAACAGGCGACUGAGGCAUGUGACACAAUUCGAGCAUUUCUUGAAUCCAUAG
Ruditapes philippinarum (Manila clam) is the source of this 879-nucleotide messenger RNA. RefSeq names its product tigger transposable element-derived protein 4-like. The transcript has a single exon. Bases 1 to 879 code for a protein of 292 amino acids. The record is from RefSeq and is a predicted model, not a curated record. NCBI's taxonomy places the organism in Eukaryota, Metazoa, Mollusca, Bivalvia, Venerida, Veneridae. Gene Ontology annotation, molecular function: DNA binding. Gene Ontology annotation, cellular component: nucleus.